Messenger RNA from Trichomycterus rosablanca, 949 nucleotides. RefSeq names its product transmembrane protein 86A (gene tmem86a). Gene Ontology annotation, cellular component: membrane. Lineage: Eukaryota; Metazoa; Chordata; Actinopteri; Siluriformes; Trichomycteridae. The record is from RefSeq and is a predicted model, not a curated record. The transcript has 3 exons. Gene Ontology annotation, molecular function: hydrolase activity. Bases 55 to 768 code for a protein of 237 amino acids.
UGCUUAUCGUCCGUGUGCUCUUUCUUUUCAACGGAGGAUCUAUUUUAAUACAUCAUGGUUUCACCUGUUACCGUUGUGAAGAGUGAGGGCCCAAAACUGGUUCCAUUCUUCAAAGCCACCUGUGUCUACUUUGUGCUGUGGCUUCCCACUUCCAGUCCAUCUUGGUUUAGUGCCCUCAUUAAAUGCUUGCCCAUCUUCUGCCUCUGGGUUUUCCUGCUGGCACAUGGAUUCAACUUUUUAGGAGCCCACUCAAGCGCCCGAAAGAUACUGGCAGGGCUCAUAUUCUCAGCUCUUGGAGAUGCUUUUCUAAUCUGGCAGGAGCAGGGCUAUUUUAGCCAUGGGCUGCUUAUGUUUGGCAUCACACACAUCCUGUACUCAUCUGCGUUUGGGAUGAAACCAAUCAACCUACCUGCAGGCCUGGUCAUCGGCACUAUUACAGGACUGUGCUACACCAUGCUCUAUCCCUACCUGUCUGCUCCCUUUACCUACCUAGUGGCCGUUUACAUCGCUCUGAUUGGAUUCAUGGGCUGGAGAGCCAUCGCCGGCGUGCAGCUUGCAAAUGACCUGUGGACGUGGACCAAGCUGUCUGCCUGUCUGGGAGCCGUUCUCUUCAUGGUGUCAGACCUCACCAUUGCUGUCAACAAGUUUUGCUUUCCAGUGCCCCACUCGCGUGCUAUCAUCAUGGCUACAUACUACGCUGCACAGAUGCUGAUUGCUCUGUCGGCUGUAGAGUGCCAGGACGCUGACGUGGCCAGAAAAAAAAUGUGAGGAGCAAUUAAUUGAAAAUGUGGCAGCUUUGUUUAUUUGGGUCCAUCCUCUCUAACUUAAUGUACAGCAUAACCUCCUAUUAUGGAUAGCAUAAUUUUAUUUGCUUCACGUGUCUCUGGGGGUUUAACCACUUUUAGAGAGUUUGUGAUUAGAAUUAAUGCUGGAUUUGUGGUCAAUCAAA